Messenger RNA from Dunckerocampus dactyliophorus (ringed pipefish), 940 nucleotides. RefSeq lists its product as uncharacterized. The coding region runs from base 286 to 702 and encodes 138 amino acids. The transcript has 13 exons. Lineage: Eukaryota; Metazoa; Chordata; Actinopteri; Syngnathiformes; Syngnathidae. The record is from RefSeq and is a predicted model, not a curated record.
AAAAAGGCAUCCGCGUACGUGGCGUUCAAAGUUGGACGGCAGUAAAGAAGUGUUCCGUGACUUUCAAAUGCGGCGUUUAAAGUAUGACGACAACGGCACUCUGUGACGUUCAACGCUCAGUGACAAUGAAAGACAAUAAAGCCAUCCUUCCAUCGGUCUAUGUGACGCCAUAGGUGGUAUAAAUCCCCGCCGCGCCGAGCGUGUCUUCGCCGUCAGCAUCUUGCGCUCGCAAACACACCAGGACAUUCUCAGCUGUGCCGUCUCUCGAUCAUCCAUCUCAGGAAGAUGAAGCAAUACAUCAUUUCCUCCUUUGCUCUGCUCCUCCUGCUUGUGUGCAUCGCCCACAAGGGCCAGUCCCAGCCCGACCAGGGCCAGUCCCAGUCCGACCAGGGCCAGUCCCAGUCCGACCAGGGCCAGUCCCAGUCCAACCCGGGCCAGUCCCAGUCCAACCUGGUCCCGUCCCAGUCCAACCAGGGCCAGUCCCAGUCCAACCAGGGCCAGUCCCAGUCCAACCAGGGCCAGUCCCAGUCCAACCCGGGCCAGUCCCAGUCCGACCAGGGCCAGUCCCAGUCCAACCUGACUACCGCCGCCACCACCACCAACGCCACCAACACCACCAACACCAGUUCCGGAAUUGGCGCUGCCCUGUUGCUGCCACUGGCCCUUACUCUCAUCCCUCUGCUCCUCACUUUGAAGAUGUAAGGACGGAUGGAUCCCGGCACUUCGACUUGAACCUAUAACUUGGUUCCACUUGAUGUGAUUGUCUGCUUUUCACAUCUCGCCAGAUGUUGUUGUACCAUUAGAACCAUUUGAUCUUUCUGAGGUUAGCCUCAUUCAGUCAAAUUUAAGCUUUUCAACACACAUGCUACUGUUUGAAUGUGAGUACUUCUGUACAAAUUGCUGUUCAAAGCCUGAACCAAUAAGUCAUUAAAUCAUUAUU